CUCCCAGCCGCGGGUGGGACGGGCCGCCCUCCCGGGGUGGCCACGGGCCCUCCCCGUCCCUCCUUGCGGCCGCGGCUCGCUUCCCUGCGCCCCGCCGGGGUGCCGAGGGGCCGCGCUCAGCCCCGCCACCGCCGCAGCCCCGGGCUCGGCGCGGCCGCGCCCCCGCGCUCCCGGCCGCCGCGCCUGCCGCCCGCCCGCCCCGCUGCCGCCAGCCCCGGCUCCCCCGGCGCGGAAGAUGCUGCGGCUUUGCCUCCUCGCCGCGCACGCUCUGCGGCUCGCCGGGGCCGCCUUGCUCUCCCCCGGGUCGUGCGCCUUUGAGGACAGCGCCUGCGGCUACGAGUGGGACUACGCGCAUCUGCCCUGGGCGCUGCACGGGGAAGGACAUUACAUUUCUGUGGAUACAUCCUAUGAGGGUGAGAAAGCAGUGCUGUCCAGCCCUGAGCUGUACUCUGAGGAGUGGAGCUGUGUCAGACUGAUUUAUCAGAUAGCAACGACUUCGGAGACUUCACCUGAUCCUGCCAGGCUCAACCUGUACCUGAGGCAGGAAGGAGAGAGCUUUGACCGUUUGCUGUGGUCAGCCAAGGAGCCUUCAGAUAGCUGGCUCAUAGCCAGUUUAGACUUAACGAACAGCACAAAGAAGUACAAGAUUAUACUGGAAGGUGAAAUGAGACAAGAUAAAUCCGCCAGUAUAGCAAUUUUUGAAAUUAAAAUAACUCCUGGAUAUUGUAUUGAAUGUGACUUUGAAGAAAAUCAUCUUUGUGGCUUUGUGAACCGCUGGAACCCCAAUGUCAACUGGUUUGUUGGUGGAGGGAACAUUCGCAAUUCUCAGUCUAUCCUGCCCAAAGACCACACACUAAACAGUGAACUGGGUCACUACAUGUAUGUGGACUCUGUUUACGUCAAACAUUUUCAGGAAGUGGCCCAGCUGAUCUCACCGAAGACCACGGCCCCAGUGUCUGGCUGCUUAUCUUUUUAUUAUCAACUUAAGCAGGAGAGCAGCAUUGUUUUUACUGUUUACUUGAGAGACACGAGUGGCUUUUAUGAAGAGAUCUGGAAAACAGACAGUGCACUGAGUGCAGACUGGGCGCUAGCAGAAGUUGACUUUAAUGCACCGUACCCCAUGGAGGUAAUAUUUGAAGUUGCUUUCAAUAGCGCCAAGGGAGGUUAUGUUGCCCUUGAUGACAUUUCUUUCUCUCCGGUUUACUGCAGCAAUCAAACAGGAAUUCCUUUCAAUCCUGCUGAUGCAGGCUGCAAUUUUGAGGAAGAUCUGUGUAAUUUUUACCAGGAUCACAAGGAUGGCCCAGGAUGGAGCAGAGUGAAAGUGAAGCGUAACGUUUACAGAGCAGGAGAUCACACUACCGGGUUUGGUUAUUACUUGCUGGCGAACACAAAAUUUACAUCACAGCCUGGGUACAUUGGACGUCUGUAUGGCCCGACCCUGCCAGGAAACUUGCAGUUUUGUCUGCGUUUUUAUUAUGCCUUAUAUGGGUUUUUCAAAAUGAGCGGCACACUUGCUGUUUAUAUCUUUGAGGAGAAUCAUGUGGUUCAAGAGAAAAUCUGGUCCGUCUUGGACUCUCCAAAGGGAGUUUGGACUCAAGCUGAAAUCUCCUUCAAAAAACCUAUGCCUUGCAAGGUUGUCUUUGUGAGCUGGUGUAAGAGCUUCUGGGACUGUGGACUUGUGGCACUGGAUGAUGUAUCAUUGAGCCUGGGAAGCUGCCAGGCUGCUGAUCUAUUGCCACCCAAUCCUGGAGAGUGUACUUUUGAAAAAGAUGAGUGUGUGUUUACCCAGAAGAAGAGAGGUCGUGGGAGUUGGCACAGGAGGAGAGGUCCAACUCCCACUUCUUACACCGGUCCGAAAGGAGACCACACUACUGGGGUAGGAUACUACAUGUAUAUAGAGGCAUCCAACAUGGUCUAUGGACAGAGAGCGUACCUAGUUUCAAGAUCACUAAGAGGAACCUCUGGAAAACAGUGCUUGACAUUUUUCUACCACAUGUAUGGAGCUGGGACUGGAUUAUUAAGUGUUUAUCUGAAGAAGGAAGGUGAUGAUGAAGAGAUUCCUUUGUGGAGGAGGACAGGGGAACAAAGCAUCUCAUGGCUAAGGGGACUGAUAGAAUAUGAAAGUGAUAGAAACUACCAGAUUAUUUUUGAGGCAAUCCGUGGUGUCUCAAUCAGAAGUGACACUGCUAUUGAUGAUAUUCUGUUCCAGGCAGGACCCUGUUUAGAAGUGGAAGAAAUUCAAUUCUCAUCAGGCUAUCCUGACAGCUUAAAUGAAAUUGAGUAUUAAAUACAGUCUGCUGAAAGGAAUGAAGUGCAUAGAAGAUUUGUAUGUGAGAAACUGCACAAACUGCCUAUUUUAAAAUAUGUUUUAAGUAAAUACUGGACUGGUUUGAAUAUGCACCAAUGUAUAGGAAGAACUCAGAGCACUCAUGUUCCUCGCCUUUGCAAUGAAAUUAUUGACUCAGGGCUUCUUAGACUGUUUUUGUUAAUAUUUUUUCUCUUUUGCAUGAGGUAUCAGUUAUUAUACAAAGGCUUCCUGUUUUGCACAGAUCACUCAUUUUAAUGCUCCCCCCCUUUUUUCUUUAACCUUUCUGUUAUAUAGGUAAAAAGAGGAAAGUAAAGGUGCACAAUUAAAAUCUAAUAUUGUGUUAACUUAAAUCUGCAUUCAGUGAAUGUUUUGUGUUGGGUACAGAAUGGAUUUUGUUAAGGAAAUUAUAAAUAUUUUGAAAUAAUAAAGAAAAUAGUAUUAGCUACUAGUAAUAGCCUACAGGUUAAGUGCAAUUAUUCAUGAUGACAAAUCUCUCUGGGAAACUCUUAACACUCUGCUGGCAAUUUUUUGUGGUUUUGUAUUCUUUUUCUAUAACAAAUAUAUUUGUUGUUCUUGCCAAUAACAAACUCACUUUUAGUGUUCCAGUAUAAUUCAGUGUAAGCUGCUGACAUGUUGAACUAUAUGAAAUGAAACCCUUUGAAGCCCUAUGUUUUCUGGUGUACAAGUCUUGGGUUGUUAGGGGGUUUUUUAAUAAAUUGGUUUGUACACUCACAGAGAAGGUACUUACACUUUACCCACCCACAGAUGCCUUGCAUUUAUAUUAAUAGGAAACUGAAUUCACACAACUUGAUAAUUUUUAAGAUUUUCUAUGUUUGUGUAUAAGGUUUUGUUUUGAAAUUAUAACUUCCUAAUAAAAAUGUAACUUU
This is a messenger RNA of Grus americana (Whooping crane), 3195 nucleotides long. It is a transcript of the gene MAMDC2, whose product is annotated as MAM domain containing 2. Bases 236 to 2287 code for a protein of 683 amino acids. The transcript is spliced from 14 exons. Lineage: Eukaryota; Metazoa; Chordata; Aves; Gruiformes; Gruidae. The record is from RefSeq and is a predicted model, not a curated record. Gene Ontology annotation, cellular component: membrane.